This is a messenger RNA of Striga hermonthica, 1830 nucleotides long. NCBI's taxonomy places the organism in Eukaryota, Viridiplantae, Streptophyta, Magnoliopsida, Lamiales, Orobanchaceae. The record is from the annotation of a GenBank genome assembly.
AUGGCGUCCUCUCACCACCGCAGCCUCCUCCUCCUCCUCUUCAUCCUUUCACUCUUCACUCUCCUUCCCCCCACCUUCUCUCUCCUCGCCGGUGAACUCACCGCCCUCCUCCGCCUCCGCGCCGCCGUCCGCGGCCGCACCCUCCUCUGGAACACCACUGCCGCCUCCCCCUGUUCCUGGGAAGGCGUGGCAUGCGACAACGCCACUGGCCGCGUCGUCGCUCUCCGCCUCCCGGCCAACGGACUGACCGGCAUAAUUCCGGCGAACACGAUCGGAAACCUUACGGAGCUCCAAACCCUCAGCCUCCGCCAGAACUCCCUCUCCGGAGAAAUCCCUCCCGACAUAGCCUCGUGCACACUGCUGCAGGACCUUCAUCUCCAGGGGAACACGUUUUCCGGCGAGAUCCCGUCGAGUUUUUUCACUCUGUCAAACCUAGCGCGCGUGAAUUUAGCCGGGAACAACUUUUCCGGCAUCUUAUCACCGGAGUUCAACCGUUUGAUCAAUCUGAGGACUUUGUACUUGGAAAACAAUCGCCUAACCGGCUCACUUCCCAAUUUCGAUGCUCUAAUCAGGCUGAGAAAUUUCAACGUGUCGUUUAACGGGAUAACCGGCCCAAUCCCCUUAGGUUUGGCCCGUUUUCCGGCCCAGUCCUUCCUCGGAAACCCCCUUUGCGGCCCACCUCUGUUAUCUUGUCCAGACAACAAUGGGAAUACACUCUCGAAUGGAGCCAUAGCUGGCAUCGCCGUAGGAUCAACCUUUUUGGUGCUCUUGAUUCUAAUCAUUUUCUUCUUCUCAUGGAGAAAAUACAGAAGCCGGAAAAUCCUCCCGGGGGCAAAUGCCUCCCCACUCGAGCGCAGAAUCCCAAGCCCGACCCCGAUUAUAUUUUGGGACGAAAAUAGCCACUCGUCGGAGAAAAAAGAUUCGAGCGAAUCGCGUAAAACGGAGGAAAUGAAGAGAGUGGGGGUUGACGGGCUGGUGUUUUUGGGCAAAAACGUGGAGACUUUUAGCUUGCAGGAGCUGCUUUCGGCAUUGGCCGAGGUCUUGGGGCAGGGGACGGUGGGGUCCACAUACAAGGCGUAUUUCGACAGCGGAGUUGAAGUGAUUGUGAAGAGGUUGAAGAAUGUGUGUGUGGGUGAGGAGGAGUUUAGGAACAAAAUUGAGGAGGUGGGAUUAAUGGUGCAUGAAAAUUUGGAGGGUGCUAAAGGCUACUUUUAUGGUAGAGAGGAGAAGCUUCUUUUGUAUGAACCCAUGACUAAUGGGAGUUUGUAUGCACUUUUGCAUGGUACCAACCAGCGGCCGCUAUCGUUGGAAAUCCGAGCGAAAAUAGCGUUGGGGAUUGCGUGCGGCAUCAAGCACCUCCACACAGCAACAACAACACACGGCAAUAUCAGGUCGUCCAAUGUGUUCCUAACCGACUACUACACUCCACGAGUAUCCGAAUAUGGGGUGACCCAGCUUGUCCACCCGGCAGCAGGCCCCAAUGGGUACCGAGCCCCAGAAGUGGUGGACCCGCGCAACGUUUCACGUGAAGCCGACGUCUUCAGCUUUGGAGUCCUGCUUCUUGAGAUGCUGACGCGUAAGGAACCAGGCAGGGUUCUGGUGGAGGAAGGGGUCGAGCUGCCGGGCUGGGUGGGGUCCGUUGCGGAGGAGAAUUGGCCUGCCGAGGUGUUUGAUCCUGAUUUGCUUAGGUAUGGGGAUGGUUUUAAGGAGGGACUAAUGCUGCGGCUUUUGCGCCUCGCACUUACUUGCGCCGGCCAGAGUCCCGAGACGAGGCCGUUGAUGGAAGAGGUUGUGAGAGAAAUCGAGGGGGUUUGUGUCUCGAGCUUUUGA